This is a messenger RNA of Penicillium diatomitis, 1080 nucleotides long. RefSeq names its product ankyrin repeat domain-containing protein. Gene Ontology annotation, cellular component: nucleus; cytoplasm. Lineage: Eukaryota; Fungi; Ascomycota; Eurotiomycetes; Eurotiales; Aspergillaceae. Gene Ontology annotation, molecular function: protein binding. The coding region runs from base 1 to 1080 and encodes 359 amino acids. The record is from RefSeq and is a predicted model, not a curated record. The transcript has a single exon.
AUGGCCUCGCAGGACCAGCUCGAACAGCAGAUCAUUAUACAGGCGCGUCAAAGACAACUGCUUCGGCAGCAGCAGGGACUUGCGGCUCAAGCUAUGGCACAAGAGGCACAGCGACGAGCUGGCCGCUCUCAGCCCAGAACCAUGAGGAUGUCCACUCAUUUUGACGAUCUUCCGAUCGUCGAAGCAGGUGAUGUCGAACUGCUGAUACCCGAGCCAGCCUGUACUUCACCGUUCGAUCUCGCCUGUCGAGAUGGCCCCCUAUCGACGGUGAUAGAAGGCCUCACUUACCAACCUCGCACGCCGGCCUUCCUUCACCGCGGUCUCUUGAUCGCUAUGCGGUCAGGGAACUUGGAAACAGCACAAUAUCUUCUCACACACGGCGCACCAAUCUCUCGACACACUCCAGAGCUUGUUUUGAGAUCGCCGCCUCAACGAAAGAUUGAGCUCUUUGAGCUUUUCUUGCAACACGGAUGGACGCCAAAUAGUCCAGGGCUUUAUGGAGCUGUGAUACUCCCGAGCAUUGUCGAGGACCUGCCGUUACUCUCGUGGUUUCUGGCCCAUGGCGCAAAUCCUAAUCUUGGCCCCCAACAGCUCUGGCACGACCGGCUAGGUCCAUCUGAGACUAAAACAUGCCUCGCGCUCGAGAUUGCUUCGGCGCGAGGAAGCUUCGAAGCUGUGAAGAUGUUACUGGAAGCAGGUGCUCGGAUCGAUUAUGGAACUCCUCUGCAUAGCGCGGCUGGAGUGUGCCCGAAAGGCACCAACCCUCACGCAGGCCGUGUCACGCCCAGCAAAGAAUUCGACAAUGAUAGAAUUCCUGUAAUGCGCUUGUUGGUGGAACAAGGAGCUGAUGUGAACCAGAAAGCUGAGUCACGGCAUAUUACACCGCAAUAUGCGAUUGUUCAUGCGGUGAUGGCCGGUGCCUUCGAGCGCGUCAAGUGGCUGCUUGCCCAUGGAGCCGAUGCUCAUCUGAAGGGAUCCUUUGGCAGCGCUAUUGAGUAUGCGUCCUUCUGGGGUCCAGAAAUGAGACAAGUUAUCGAAGAGGGGCUGGCUGCGAGGAAUGAAUCUACAGCGGAAUAUUAG